ACGAAGCGCUCCAAACGUAGCAUAGGUCACAUCUUAAGUUCAAACCCAAUUGCUCUGAUCGGGCACAGCCAUGUCUGGUUCAACGGUGUCGAUCACUGCGAACCCUGCGGCUCGGCGGAGACCGCUCGUCGUCGGUGAGACGAAGACCAACAAUAUUGAUUUUUUACCCAAUGAAGCGCAAAUUAAUGGCGGCGAUCUUGCUAUUAACAAUGUUAUAGGCAAUGAUAAACUCGCGGCCUCUCACAGUAAGGAUGUAAGCCACCAUUCCAUUCGGGGUGAGGCCGCUCUGGAAAGAUCCUCGAAAGAUUUGGCUCAAGUCAAGAGGAACAACGCCAUGGCAAAUUCCACCGUUUCGCCUCGAAGGACUCGUAAAGUGGUCGCCAAGCCCGAGAAGGGCAGGUGGCAAACGGUGUUUAGUGUUUUCACCAAGAAUUUUGUGCUUUUGCUCGUGUUAAUAGGGUUGGUGCAGAUGGUUAGGAGGCUGGCUCUGAAACCAGGGGAUUAUUCUACAUCGGGGACACAAUUGGGAUUAUCGGAGUUUGAGGCCCGAAUUGCGGAAGUUGAAUCGUUUCUGAAGACUACUGUGAAAAUGAUUCAGGUUCAAGUGGAGGUUGUCGAUGCGAAGAUUGAAAACGAGGUUGGAGGGUUAAGGAGGGAAAUGGACAAGAAGAUUGACGCCAAAAGUGUAUUUUUGGAGAGUGAGUUGAGGCAAUUAGUAGCUAGAAAUGAAGAACUGGAGAAGUCAAUGGGUGAGUUAAAGGCUGUGGGCUGGUUGUCCAAGGAGGACUUCAAAAAGUUUUAUGAGGAGUUGAAGAAGCAACAGGGCAGUGAACUUGGUGAAAGUAAUGUAAGUUUGGAUAAAAUUAGGACAUAUGCGAGGGAGAUAGUGGAGAGGGAAAUUGAGAAGCACGCUGCAGAUGGGCUGGGAAGGGGGGACUAUGCACUGGCAUCUGGUGGGGCAAUGGUUGUGAAACACUCAGAGCCGUAUAUGGCUGGGAAGGGAAGCAGCUGGUUCUUGAUGAGUGGCCGAAGUGGUAUUCAUCCUGAUGCGGUUAAGAUGUUGAAACCAAGCUUUGGAGAGCCUGGGCAGUGCUUUCCACUCAAAGGAAGUAGAGGAUUCGUUCAAAUUAGGCUUCGAACAGCUAUCAUUUCUGAGGCUGUUACUCUGGAACAUGUUGCUAAGAGUGUUGCUUAUGACCGGUCAAGUGCUCCGAAAGACUGUCGGGUGUCUGGGUGGCUGCAGGGGAAUGACAUAGAUCUUGCAAUUCAUAUUGAGAAGAUGUUUCUUUUAACUGAAUUCACUUAUGACCUUGAUAAGAGCAAUGCUCAGACCUUUGCUGUGUUGGACUCUGCAGCCUCUCGUGUUGUUGACACUGUUAGGCUGGAUUUCGUAUCCAACCAUGGAAGCUCAUCCCAUACUUGCAUUUAUCGCCUUAGGGUGCACGGUUAUGAACCUGAUUCUGUUUCAGUGAUGACAAUGGAAUAUUGAUACCAUCUCUUGUGAAUUCUUAUUUUUUUUUAAUUUUUAUUUUUUUCACUUAAUAUAGAUUUGUUUGUUUAAAUCAGUCACUUUCUCCUUGUGAAUUUAUGGUACGUUUUAGUGAAAUGAGUCAGUGCAUUAUAAAUCCUUGCUGGUUAGAUUGUUAGAUUGUUAGAUUGUUAGGUUGGUCUUUGUAUUUCUGGGUCAAUUCUGUAGUGUAUUCUAGACAAUGUUACUGUUUGUGUUACAUCAAUCUUCGAGUUUCCUA
This is a messenger RNA of Hevea brasiliensis (rubber tree), 1748 nucleotides long. RefSeq names its product SUN domain-containing protein 1. Gene Ontology annotation, molecular function: protein-membrane adaptor activity. The record is from RefSeq and is a predicted model, not a curated record. The transcript has 2 exons. Gene Ontology annotation, biological process: nuclear envelope organization. NCBI's taxonomy places the organism in Eukaryota, Viridiplantae, Streptophyta, Magnoliopsida, Malpighiales, Euphorbiaceae. The coding region runs from base 71 to 1489 and encodes 472 amino acids. Gene Ontology annotation, cellular component: nuclear envelope.